Molecule: messenger RNA, 855 nt
Organism: Rhizoctonia solani
Lineage: Eukaryota; Fungi; Basidiomycota; Agaricomycetes; Cantharellales; Ceratobasidiaceae
Product: Zinc-binding dehydrogenase
Exons: 6
Coding region: 1-855 (284 amino acids)
Molecular function (GO): oxidoreductase activity, acting on the CH-CH group of donors, NAD or NADP as acceptor
Source: RefSeq, a predicted model, not a curated record
AUGAGAGGAUGGCUCAACGAUACGAGAUCGUAUGUCCCGCCUGUGCAGAUUGGCGAGACUAUGCGAGCAGGAGCGAUUGGAACCGUGGUACAAGGAAAUAACCUGUUGAAGGAAGGAGACAUUGCUGGGCAGAAUACGUCGUUGUCCCAGCAAAAGACCUCCGAAAGCUCUCGUAAUCCUCCUGAAGGCUCUACUGCAGUUGACUACCUCGGCCCACUCGGCAUGACAGGCAUGACAGCCUAUUUUGGGCUUUUGGACGUGGGUAAGGUCAAGGCUGGUGAUACUCUUGUGGUGUCAGGGGCUGCUGGUGCAACCGGAUCGCUCGUAUGCCAAAUAGGCAAACUCAAGGGGGCCAAAGUGAUUGCUCUCGCGUCUGCAUCGAAAUGCGACUACUUGGUCAAUGAACUUGGAGUCGACGCAGCACUGGACUAUAAAUCUCCUACUUUUGCGAAAGAUUUCCGCGAGACCGUCGGAUACCUCGACGUUUUCUUCGAUAAUGUUGGAGGUGAGAUCCUGGACCUCGCCCUGACCAGGCUCAAGAAAAAUGCUCGAAUCGUCUUGUGUGGUGCUAUUUCUGCAUAUAACUCUGCUGGACAACCUGAGGGGAUCAAGAACUACCUUACGCUAAUUUCUCAACGUGCAAAGAUCGAAGGUUUCAUUGUCUUUGACUACAAGGACCGCUACGCAGAGGGCGAAGCAGAAAUGGCCAAGUGGAUAAAGGAGGGAAAAUUGAAACGAAGGUACCAGAUUGAGCAGGGCUUGGAACAGUGCCCACAGCACCUUGGACUGUUGUUCAGCGGUGGAAAUACUGGUAAAUUACUUGUUAAAAUCUCAAAGGACGCUGCCAAGUACUAA